Suncus etruscus (white-toothed pygmy shrew) is the source of this 4805-nucleotide messenger RNA. RefSeq names its product KIAA0586 ortholog. NCBI's taxonomy places the organism in Eukaryota, Metazoa, Chordata, Mammalia, Eulipotyphla, Soricidae. The transcript has 31 exons. Gene Ontology annotation, cellular component: centriole; ciliary basal body. Gene Ontology annotation, biological process: smoothened signaling pathway. The record is from RefSeq and is a predicted model, not a curated record. The coding region runs from base 30 to 4631 and encodes 1533 amino acids.
AACUGUGGAGCUGUUUUGUUGGCAGUAACAUGAAAGGUUCUGGUGUGAGUCCAGAAAGGAGAAAACAGGUUAAACUACCAGCGAGAAGGCUUCGUGAGAUAGUUUCUCCAAUUCAGGGAGAUAAUUUGUCUUUGCUGAGAGAUGAGUUGGCCUGUGUUCCUCCAACGUUGUCUGCAAAUAAAUGUCUUCCUGUUAGAAUGAGCAACAGCUCUAAUGGUUCAACAGACUUAACUUCUGCUAGAAACUAUUACCCAUCUCCAUUAGAAAAUCCUACUCUGUCAGAAAGUAAUUUUUCCAAGGAUGUUGAAGCACCAAGGUUGCCUUUGGAUAAAAUUCAACAACAUGGCAAACAAAAAGAAGAUGACAUCUUUAUUUCUCAAUAUGCCAUGGGACAGAAAGAUGCUUUAAGAGCAGUUUUGAAGCAAAAAGCUCAAACCAUUCCUGUUUCUAAGGAAGUAAAGGUGCAGCUUUUGGAAGAUGCUGAGACAGAAAAGAACUCUGUUCCUCAGGGGUCUAGAACUUCACCUAGUGGCAUUGAUUCAGCUGCUAUUGUAGCUGCAGCAACUGCCGCUGCCAUUGCCACAGCUGCUCCACUGAUCAAGGUGCAAAGUGAUCUGGAGGCAAGAGUGAAUUCUGUUACAGAAUUAAUCAGUAAGUUACAGGAGACUGAUAAGCAGUUACAGCGUGUUACAGAGCAACAAACAGGCCUUCAAAAGGAACAUGAGAAAUUGCAUUGCCAUGAUCAUGAGAAGCAAAUGAGUGUAUUUAUGGAGCAGCACAUCAGGCACCUAGAAAAGCUUCAGCAACAACAACUAGAUAUUCAGACUCAUUUUAUUAGUGCUGCUCUCAAGACUAACAGUUAUCAGCCUGCUGCUCUGCCUCUUUCUAGCACAAUUGAAAAGAAUUCUGUAAAACCAGACCGUUCUAAUUUUGGCAGCAGUAGUCUGUCCUCACAUAACAUAUUUGCUUCCAAACAAGCACUUUCAAGAGAGAUUGAUGUUACCAACCUUAGUAAACAACUCUCUCCCUUGGAGACACCAGCUCCACGCAGGUUUGCUCCUAUCCCUGUUUCAAAGGAUGAUAAAAUAUCGAAGAGAGAAAAUCCUCUCGAAGAAAAAGAAAAUAUAGCAAUGUCUGGACAUGCAGGAAACAUACGACUAUUGGAACAAAUUUUGAAUACUCAGGAUUCUUUGACGAGAAAAAGUGACUCUUCAGAUAAAACCUUGCUCACUACAUCAAAUAUAGAAUGGAAUCCUGAGUGCAGACGCAGCAGUGAAGCAUCUCUAUCCUCUCAGAGAUUCCCUGCUUAUGAGGGAAUCAGUAAAGUACAGAAGUCUGAUGAUACUGACCCAAAGAGGAAAGAAAUGAAUGGCAUGUAUCAGCCAAAAGAAUCUCUAAUUAUAUCAAGGCUUGCUGAUCUCCACCCCAGUUCUGUUAAGCUCCACACAACUAGUACAAGGUCUGCACUGAAGGAUGCUGAGAAGAUUCUGAAAGGAGUCCAAAACAAUAAAAAAGUUCUUGAGGAAAACCUGGAAGCUAUUAUUCGUGCAAAGGAUGGAGCUGCCAUGUACUCCUUGAUCAAUGCUUUUUCUACUAACAGAGAGAUGUUAGAGAAGAUUCGGAUCAGAAAGACAGUGGAUGAGUGGAUUAAAACUAUUUCUGAAGAAAUUCAGGAUGAAUUAGCAAGAAAAGAUGAGCAAAAGAAACUUGAUCAGAAGAAUCAAAGGACCAAGAAAGCUCAAUAUUUGAAUAAAGCUACUAGAAGCAGCAACUUACAAGACAAAAAUAUAAAUAAUUCUGUAAUUUCAAAAAAACAUUACCCAAAGCAAGAUUAUUUUAGAAAUCCACCUACAAGAAGCAUGCCAGCCUCAAACUUACAGAAAGAAAGAAAUGAAGGAUCUUUUAAAACAGCUGUAAUGACACAUGACGAGGAUUACCAGUUACAGAUUUAUGGAAAACCAGUCUAUCAGGGCCAUCGCAGCACUCUGAAAAAAGCACCUUAUCUCAGAUUUAACUCUCCAUCUCCUAAGUCCAAACCACAGAGACCAAAAGUCAUAGAAAGAGUUAAAGGCACUAAAGUAAAAUCAAUAAGAACACAGACUGACUUUUCGACAAGACCCAAGAAGGUAGAUUCCAAACCUCCACAUUCUGUCUCUAUGCUGGCUUCUGGUGACCAGCAGUAUUUGUUCAGUCCCAGCCGAGAAAUGCCCACACACUCAGGUACCCUGGAGGGUCAUCUCAUCCCUAUGGCGAUUCUUCUAGGACAAACCCAGAGUAAUAGUGAGGUGAUGCUGCCCUCUGGAGUGGUUGCCAACAAGCCAUACCGUCUAAAAGUGACAACUUCUAUUCCUCCAUCUCAAAAACUAGAAAGUGGAGUAAAGAAACCUAACGUAGCAGUGAUAGAAAUGAAGUCGGAGAAGAAGGAUCCCCCUCAGCUCAGUGUGCAGGUCCUACCCAACGUGGAUAUUGACAGCAUUGCAAGUGGGAGCCCUCUUCCCCCCAGCUCCAAAGAAGCCUCGCCUUCUCCACUGGGCAAUUGGUUACAGACUCCAGAAUUCAUAGAAGUAGAUGAAGAAGAGGUGAAAUUUCCAGGAACUAACUUUGAUGAAGUAAUUGAUGUGGUCCAGGAAGAGGAAGAACGUGAUGAAAUUCCAGAAUGCUCAGAGCCAAUUCUAGAGUUUAACAGAAGUGUCAAAGUUGCUUCUUCAAAAUAUAAUGGGCCUCCAUUUCCACCGGUUGCUUCUUUUCAGCCCACUGCUGAAAUUCUGGAUAAAGAAAUUCAGAGGAGAGAAACAGUGGAAAAUACCAUAAUUCAGUGGGUAGAACAAGAAAUAAUGUCAAGAAUAAUCUCUGGGUUCUUUCCGGUUGAACAACGGGCUGCUGUUACUGCCAGUGUUUCAGUCAGCGAGGCCAGUGAGCCAGUAAAUUCUGACAUCGUGGAAGGAACAAGUGGUGGCGUUCUCCAGCUUUUUGUUGAUGCAGGGGUUCCUGUGAAUUCAGAUAUGAUUAGCCACUUAGUGAAUGAAGCUCUUUCUGAGACCAUUUCUGUCAUGCUGGGUGACAGAGAAACGAAGAAGCAGGGCCCUAAUGCUGCAAAUGUCCCUGGAGAGUUUUCUGCAAGUCAGAUGGACCUUCCGGAAAGAGUGUAUACCCCCGUGGCUACCCCCCAGCCGACUCCUCCUCGCUCACCAUCAUCCCCAUCUAAGGAGCAGGUGCUGAUAAAAACUCCAUGUUCUUCUCCCUGUGACUCAGACAAUGAAGUAGCUCUUCCUGCGGAAGAUAUACUUGAUGAAAAAGGAAGUGAUCUUCCUGCUGUCACACUUCUCACGACUCCAGCAAUUACGCCUACUACUACACCUCCUCCUGCAGCAGUGCUAACCCCAACUUUGUCAGAGAUUUCGGUUGAUAAGUCAAAGAGGUUAAGCCCUGAGCUUCCGAAGCCAUGGAGUGAUGGAGACCUGCCGCUGGAAGAAGAGAAUCCCAACUCUCUUCAGGAAGCACUUCCUCCUAGAGCUAUUGUCAUGUCUGUGGCCAAGGAUGAAGAUCCUGAGAGCCUGACUAUGCCUGCUCAGCCCCUGCUUCCUACGACCGUUCCCUUCACGCCGCUUCCUGCUGUCCCUCAGGCCUCUUCCCCCGCCCAGACCCCGAGUUCUGAUACUGCCUCGGUGGAGAGCACCUCAAGCGUCACUGCCACAGAAACAGAAACCUUGGAUCGGCCCAUCUCUGAGGGAGAGGUUCUGUUUCACUGUGGUCCAAGAGUGGCUCCCAAGAUUUUAGCAGAUGGAGAGUUAUGUCUGACAAACUUAAAUGACAGCUUGUCCAGUACUCUACAUGAUGCCUUUGAAAUGGAAGAGGACCCUCCCAGCGAAGGGCAGGUGAUCAGGAGGCCCCAGAACAGACUUCAUGCAGAUGCAGUUCUUUCUCUUCUGGCCAAACAGAACCAGGAACUACUAGCUUCACAGCCAGCAGUGUGUGAUUCGGAGGUUUCAGAGGACCUGGAAAACAGUUUGGGUGAGCUUAGUGAAGGCCAAAGGCCCAGGCUUUCGGCAGCAGUAGAGAACAUCUUAUUGGCACAUUCCGCCUUUUCGCAGAAGCCUGCCGUUGAGACAGCAUCUGUGAAUCAAGAAUAUGCUCUUAAGCAAGCUGAGAUAGUGAGAGGUGGUGCUUGCGGAGACUCGGAUGGGAGCCACGGUCCGAUGAGCCUGGGAGAACUGGAGCUGCAGCCAGGUUCUCACCUUGCUCUUCCCACGGCACUUCUGCCAGCGCAAGAAAACAACGUUAAGGUGUCAUUAGAUACUGAAGAUAUUCUUCAGUACCAACCAAAGCAAGAUCAAGAGUUUAAGCAAGUUGAACACAAGCCAACACAAAGUCGUGUAAUACGUGUAAGACAUAAAUCUGAUACUUCACUUUCUCAGCAGCAAGAUGAUAAGGAUCGGACAGAAAUUGAACCCUGUCUAUACCUUCCAUCUGUAUUUACAGGUGGGAAAGCUGUGCCGCCACUCACUGCACAAACAGCACCUGCCAAGAUGUCAGUGACGUUGCCCGAAGUGACCGUGGAGGACGGCUCGCAGUCGCCAGGUGUCAGCUCCCUGCAGGGGGACACUGAGUCCUCAGGAGCAGACACUUUCUGAGCAGGCAGGAGCCCCAGCACGGCAUUGGUGCCACCGUUUGCAGCGUGACUUCCCCAGCAUAAAACUGUCUCUGUCUAUCUUGUCUUUAAAUAUAUUCUGAAAAUUUAUUUAUGGUUUUUUAAAAAAUUUGAAUCAAGCUUCAUAUGGACGUUUAGGUAAAAAUUUUUAAAUAAA